CCGGGGGGUGCGGGCUGAGCUCAUCGCUGGCUCCCCGGCGCUCCUUACCAGUGGCUUCUGCGGUCACAUGGGUUAUGUGCUGGAGUUUAAAAGAGCUUAUAGCCCCCGAGCCGGUGCAGAAGCAGCCGGUGGUUGCAUGGGGUAGCGCUGGGAGCGGAGGCGAGGAGGGCGCCGAAGCUGUCUCAGCACCUUUCUCUCGUGAAGACCUGGGAGAGUAAAGGCAUCCUUCUACGGGGACCUUCUCAGCACCUCCAGUGGUUUUUAGUCUUCGUUCUGCGCUCCUUCCCUGCAAGCGUGACGCCUCUGUCCUCUCGGGUUGAUGCGAAGGCCCUCCUGCUUUCCUGAGUAAGAAAACCCCAGACCUGAGCGGUGAGGGUUGGUCAAGCAGCCAGAAGAAUCUCCCGGAAGUUGAUGAGAAAGUGAGGACUCCCCAAGGACUCUGGACUGGUUGAGAGAUGGCUAACCCUAUCCCGUCAGCCUGCUGCGUAGUGCUUGCCGUGGUGGUGGUGGUGUACGCCCAGAGACACAGCCAGCAGGACAUCCAGUAUGAGCGGGUAGGUGCAGAUGUGACCAUGAAGUGUGGCUCCAUGGACUGGGAUGCAACUGUGACCUGGACUGCCAAUGGCACGGACAUCGAUGAGUCCCACCUGAAUGGAUCCUACCUGAUCCUGAAGAAAGUUGACCUGACGCAGAGUGGCCAGUAUUCCUGCUAUGAGGGCUCCUCCUGGCACCUCAAAUACCAGACCUACCUGAGGGUGGGAACUCCCCCAAAGGAGCCAUUGCUGAUGUGCCGGUCCAACAACUACCCCAAGGGUUUCUACUGCAGCUGGCACCUGCCCACUCCCACCUACAUCCCCAACUCCUUCAACAUCUCUGUCAUACAUGGCACGAAAGAGAUGGUCUGCGAGAAGGAUGUCUUUCCCAAAAACAGGUGUCACAUCAGAUACCUCCAGCUCUUCUCAACGGUGAAGUACAAGGUGACUCUGACAGUCACGAAUGCUCUGGGCAAAAACUCCACCACUCUCACUUUCGACGAGUUCACCAUAGUAAAGCCAGACCCUCCAGAGAACGUGGUGGCCAAGCCUGUGCCAAAUAACCCUCGGAGGCUGGAGGUGUCCUGGCAAAAUCCCUCAUCCUGGCCUGACCCCGAGUCUUUCCCACUCAAGUUCUUCCUGCGAUAUCGGCCCCUUAUCCUGGACCAGUGGCAACACGUCGAGCUGUCAGAUGGAACAUCACACACCAUCACGGAUGCCUAUGCUGGCAAGGAGUACAUCAUCCAGGUGGCAGCCAAAGACAACGACAUCGGCACAUGGAGUGACUGGAGCGUGGCCGUCCAUGCUACCCCCUGGACGGAGGAGCCCAAGCAUCUCACCACGGAGGCCCAGAUUGCAGAGACAACAAGCGCUAGCACCUCUUCUUUCAUGCCACCACCCACCACCAAGAUCUGCGACAAGGGGGCCGUGGUGGGCAGCGGGGCUGUGGCAGUGUGUUGGACAGCUGGACUGGUCUUGGCUGCCUAUGGUGUCCUCUUUAUUUAAUGCCCAUCUGUCCGUCACAGCCCAGCGCAGACGCCUUCCCACCACCCACCACUGCCACCACUCCUACCCACCGCCCUUCUCCUGGGUUGAGUCUCUUAUCUCUUCGAUUUUGCACACGUUGAGGACGUAUCACGCUUCUCAUCAUCACUUCGGAGGAGGACAGAGCUGCCACCGUCCCCUGGGGAGCCACAAAAUCCCAGCCCAGAAUGAGGAGAUGCACUUGUUCCCCUAUCCCCCAUUUUUGUCCCCCUUUCCCCAGCAAGGUGAAGCGAGCCCGGGCACUGCGCCGCAGCCAAGGACCCCGCUCAUACAGCUAACCCCCCCACGCCAAAGACGUGCCCGCCACCCCGCCGCCUACUCGGGUGACAGGGAGCAUGACGGCGCACCGAGAAAAGGGGAUAUGAAAAUGGGGGGGUGGUGAGGGGAAAGAUGCUCCUAGCUGUGUAACCCCCCUAUGGCAGAAGGGGUUCCCCCAAGGACCGGACUCGCUCCCCCAAGCUCUUGACCAUGUGGCGAAGCUGGAGGGGUGCAUGGGUGGGGGUCUUGGUCCUCUUCGAGGGGAUGAUGGACAGAAAAGCUGGUGGCUUUUCUAAGUGUGGUGGGAAGCAGGGAGCUGGCAGGGUUUUAAAGGAGGAAAAAAAAUGGAAAUGGAACACUGAUGAACCCCCCUUACCCCUUGCCAAGCACCUGGGAGAGCUGCCCAACUGGUACCCCCCCGCAGCAGCCUGCAGGAGCCUUCGCCACCCCCAUCCCCAUCCCCACAUCCCCCCUCAAACUUUUAACCAUGUUGGAUACAGGGAAUCACCCCGAUUGACGUCUUUGUCUCAUUCUCCUCCAAAAGCAGAAUAGCUCUGCUGUUGCCUUUAGAGCUGGAGCCCUGCAGACCUAUGCCCCACUGUCCCCUGCUGUCCCUGCUGCCCCCAUGCCUGCUCUGCUCUCCUCCCCAAGCCCUGUUUUGUAAAGACACCUUCUCUUGCCCCUGCCUGGACCCAAGCGCAGUAUUUAAUACCGUACGUCCUAGUAUUCCCACUGUUGACAUGCUGUAUUUGAAUUUUUUAUAGAUGUAUAUAUAUAAAAAAAAAAAGAAUAAAAAAAAAGUAAUAAAGGGGAUAAAAAAAGCUCACAUGGAGACAAUGCACACACGCACACACAUGCACCACGAGAAACGG
Molecule: messenger RNA, 2707 nt
Organism: Cuculus canorus (common cuckoo)
Lineage: Eukaryota; Metazoa; Chordata; Aves; Cuculiformes; Cuculidae
Gene: CNTFR
Product: ciliary neurotrophic factor receptor
Exons: 11
Coding region: 456-1538 (360 amino acids)
Biological process (GO): cytokine-mediated signaling pathway
Cellular component (GO): membrane; ciliary neurotrophic factor receptor complex; CNTFR-CLCF1 complex
Molecular function (GO): cytokine binding; ciliary neurotrophic factor receptor activity
Source: RefSeq, a predicted model, not a curated record